AUGUUAAUUGCCGUCGGGCCGGACGCGAUUUUGCCAUCAUUAUGUAAUGUCACCGUUAGUGUAGGCAAACCACGGCACAAAAUAUUGGUUCAGAGUGUAAAGCAGCGAUGGAUAGGCAAGCGUUUUCUGGACGUGUUUGCUUCCGAGUUCUCGAGCCGGCCCAGAUUGUAUUACGAGCGAGCCUACGAGAAGGGAAGACUCCGAUGCUAUAGACAGGGAGGGGAUGUCCGUCCAGGCAAACUGCGUCGCUUAGACACGAAAAAAGAGGCGAUGAAUACCUCCCUGCCUGCAGAGCAAACCUCCCUGCCUGCUGAGCAUACCUCCCUGCCUGCAGAGCAUACCUCCCUGCCUGCUGAGCAUACACUAAAGGGGAACGAGAAUGUGGAGCACGAGUGCAUUUUAACGGAAGCGGUGGUACCAUAUGUCAUGCCGAUCGAGGUGGUUGAUGAGACUGAGGAGUAUUUGGCGGUGACCAAGCCGCCGGGGAUCCCAGUUUACCCGCAAGGCCAGUUUGAGACUAAUUCGCUUACUGAAAUGCUUAAGCAAAAGCUGGGCAGGAAGUCUUUUUAUCCGCUGUCGCGUUUGGAUAGAGUCACAUCUGGACUCAUGAUCGUUGCCAAGGACGGCAAGGGUUGCCAAAGGCUGACUCCCGUCGUCAGGAACUGGCAGAAGUUCUACGUCAUGCAAUGGAGUAAGACCUGGGAUCGAGCCCUUCAAGAUGCACUCCCACUCCGGGGAGUCUUUCCCUUUUCUCCGGGCCCCUCCGGCCCGGACCCCUUCGGCCCCCCGUCAGGCCCCCUCUCAGCCCCUUCCAGUAGUACUGGAGACCAUAUCCCGACUAGUAUCGACCCCACUUUGGGUAUGGUAGUGUGUGCUCCGAUUGCUCUCGACCAGCAUACUCCUGGGAGCGCAUUAAAGACGCGGAUCGACUGGGAAAACGGCAAGCCGAGCCUGAGCAUCUUCUAUCUAAUUCGGGACCUGGGAACCGCGGGCUGUAUGGUGUUAGGCAUACCCGUCACAGGUCGCACGCAUCAACUGCGGCUGCACUCCAGCUAUGCUGACACACCCAUCGCCGGGGACGCCUUGUACAAUGCCUCGGCAGCCAAGGACACGCGCGACCACGAUUGGUACGUAGCCGUGCAAUACGACCACGCAGAGACUUUACGGUACUUGUCUCUAGUUAACGUGCGUGAGGACGUUCAUCACUUCACCCUCACUCCCGGGUCGUCAGCUACCCAGUCGACAGCAUCAGCAACCCAGUCCUCAGCUUCAGCAACCCAGCCGUCGGGUAGUCAGCCGCCGGACCCGUUCCCAGUCAAUGACUGGAGAGAACUGAAGAAAGACCUGGAAAAGCCUGCCGAGGUGCAUUCCGUGUGGGUGGUCCCGCGGUCAGCUUUACGACGAGAGUUAUCAGCGUAUCCAGACCUGUGCUUGAUGGACGGCCAUCUAGUUUCCUUCCAUCCCUUCAUUGACCCGUAUUAUAUACCACUACACUCAUUUGCAUAUAUGACAGAAGCGCAUAGACUUAUCACCACCAACACACUCCCGUCCUUCUGGCCCGUCGCCACCGACCGGCCUGGAGAGUCAGACGCCCCGACUUCUGCGUGUGUGGACAGGAGCUCAGAGUCUGUUGACCACAUAAGGGGAUUGUGUCGCCUUUUGUGGACUGCGGUCGAUUCGAUUACGCUCGCGCACUUAAAUAUCAGGCCAUCUGAUUUGCUCAAUAGCCGGUAG
Gregarina niphandrodes is the source of this 1734-nucleotide messenger RNA. Its product is annotated as pseudouridine synthase. Bases 1 to 1734 code for a protein of 577 amino acids. The record is from RefSeq and is a predicted model, not a curated record. Gene Ontology annotation, biological process: pseudouridine synthesis. NCBI's taxonomy places the organism in Eukaryota, Apicomplexa, Conoidasida, Eugregarinorida, Gregarinidae. The transcript has 2 exons. Gene Ontology annotation, molecular function: pseudouridine synthase activity; RNA binding.